AUGCCUAAUGUAAGUGAACUUACUACUUUUCUUCUCCUGGGUUUUUCUGACCAAUUCAAUGAAAAUAUGCUAUAUUUCAUACUUUUUUUAGUGAUCUACUUAGCAGCCUUGAUUGCAAAUUUUCUCAUCAUCUCAGCAGUGUCCUUCCACCAACAGCUUCAUACACCCAUGUACUUUUUCUUAGUGAAUUUAUCAGUUGUUGACCUUGGCUCUAUUUCUGUCACUAUUCCCAAAGCCAUGAUAAACGCUUUCUUGAAUACCAGGGAGAUUUCAUACUCUGGGUGCAUCACACAAGUAUUUUCUUUAUUCUUCUUCCUGAUAUCAGAUUUGUUCCUCCUCACGGCCAUGGCAUAUGACAGAUUCAUUGCUAUCUGUGACCCACUGCACUAUGAAACCAUCAUGGACAUGAAAGUCUGCCUUCAGCUGGCAGCCAUUGCUUGGAUAGCUGGUCUUCUCUACUCAGCCUUGCACACUUGUAGCACCUUUUCAGUCACCUUUUGUUCCAAUGUUCUCAAUCAGUUCUUCUGUGAAAUCCCACAACUUCUGAAAGCAUCCUGUGAUAAUUCAUACCUCAUUGAAGUUGGAGUUAUUGCAUUCAGUGCAUGUAUUGUCUUUCCUUGUUUUGGUUUCAUAAUUGUUUCAUAUGUGCAGAUUUUCAAGUCAGUGCUUAGAAUUCCUACUUCACAUGGACGAAAUAAGGCCUUCUCAACUUGUUUUCCCCAUCUUAUUGUUGUUUCCUUGUUUAUCAGCACUGGAAGUAUUGCUUAUUUAAAACCUACUUCAGACUCUCCUUCAGAUAUGGAUAUGGUAAUCACUGUAUUAUAUUCUGUGGUUCCUCCUUUGAUGAAUCCAAUGAUCUAUACUAUGAGGAACAGAGACAUCAAGGCUGCAUUGUGGGAAAUGUUUAAGUGUGGUGUUACAUCAAGGAAUUGA
Molecule: messenger RNA, 933 nt
Organism: Candoia aspera
Lineage: Eukaryota; Metazoa; Chordata; Lepidosauria; Squamata; Candoiidae
Product: olfactory receptor 14A16-like
Exons: 1
Coding region: 1-933 (310 amino acids)
Biological process (GO): G protein-coupled receptor signaling pathway
Cellular component (GO): membrane
Molecular function (GO): odorant binding; olfactory receptor activity; G protein-coupled receptor activity
Source: RefSeq, a predicted model, not a curated record